Octopus sinensis (East Asian common octopus) is the source of this 1150-nucleotide messenger RNA. RefSeq lists its product as uncharacterized. The record is from RefSeq and is a predicted model, not a curated record. The transcript has 7 exons. Lineage: Eukaryota; Metazoa; Mollusca; Cephalopoda; Octopoda; Octopodidae. Bases 389 to 1099 code for a protein of 236 amino acids.
AGUAACCAUGGGUUACCGAAGGACGCUAACCACCAACUUAGCGCGCACACACACACACACACACAUUUCUGUGUAUUUCCUUUUAGGUUUAGUGUAUGUGUGGAGGAAAGCGUCGCAGUUCCUCUUUCUAAUUUUUACUUUCUUACUUGAAGAAAGAUCACUGCAAAAUGUAUGUUGAACUGUUGAGAAAUAUGUCUAUCUAACUGACAGCAGUAGAAUUAUUUGAAAAUAUAAUACCUAUAUAUCACUACAUUUAGUUCAAAACUCAUUUUUACGAAUGCAAAUGUAUAUAUGAAUCUACGAAUACAUAUAUAAUAUCGAUAUAUUUACAUAUAGAAAUAAACGUACAUGAAUAUCUAUUAAGCAAGAAGUGGCAAAGAAAUAAACGAUGCCAACAGAUGAAAGAUUCGCCACGAAGGAUUUAAUAGAUGUUGGAGCUCUUUCUACACAUCGCAUCCAACCGAAAAUGUCACGAUUCAAGGCACAUUCCAGUAUCGGAGUGAAGCCAAAUAUUUUUGGCAAGUUCAACAUUGUUACCGUACCAAGUACUAAUAUCUCAAAUUGCAAGAAAACAUAUUCGAAUUUCUUCAGAAGUUCAGUGACUGAUGAACCAUUUUCUCAGAAGAUAAAACUUGUGAACAGACGUGAAAAGAAUUUCGAAAAGCGUUCGUCAAUAGUUAAACAGCCAAAGACUUAUGAAACAUGUAUGGAUAAUGUACGGAGAGAUAAUGUCUCAAAACAACAGAAGAAGAUAAAACACGAACUAAGACGAGAGAAAUUGCAUCAUAAACAAAAAGAUGAAGAAACGAAAAAUAAACAUCAAGAGACUUUGGGAAAUACUUGGAGAGAUACUAUCUUUAAACAAAAGAAGAUGAAACAUGAAUUAAGACGGGAGAAGUUACUUCAAAAACAAAAAGAUGAAGAAAUGAAAAAUAAACAACGCCAUGAGAUAUAUGCUCUCAACAAUCUAAUGAAGAAACUAGAACACACCCACUUUAAGCAGUUCUGCGACUCAGUCGGUAUCAAGCAUAGAGAUAAUACUGAAACAAAUACAGCCACAUUUAACGAAUCAAUUCUUUCACAAAAUCUUAUUAUAUGAGAACAAUAAUUUUUUUCAAAGAAAAGAAUACCUUUUUAACAUUGACUAUUA